Molecule: messenger RNA, 3718 nt
Organism: Cyprinodon variegatus (sheepshead minnow)
Lineage: Eukaryota; Metazoa; Chordata; Actinopteri; Cyprinodontiformes; Cyprinodontidae
Gene: bach2b
Product: BTB and CNC homology 1, basic leucine zipper transcription factor 2
Exons: 6
Coding region: 495-2990 (831 amino acids)
Biological process (GO): regulation of transcription by RNA polymerase II
Molecular function (GO): DNA-binding transcription factor activity, RNA polymerase II-specific; protein binding; RNA polymerase II cis-regulatory region sequence-specific DNA binding
Source: RefSeq, a predicted model, not a curated record
CGCGCGCCUACGAUGUUGUGAAUGAGGGAGUGGGGUGACGUCAGCGGCCGAAUGUCAACAAUGUAGCCACUGAGAGGAGGCGUUCCAGUUGAGAGUAACAAACAGCGGAGACGGAGCGGCACGCCGCGGAGGAUCACACGGAUACACACGCGCGCGCGCGCACCUCCACAACAGACCGUAGAAUUAAAGACGGGCUUGUUUUUUUUAUUUUUUUAACGCGGUUCCUUUAAGCUCCAGAGAAGAAAGAAACAGGCUGGUUGCGGCAACUGGGGAAGAAGUGGCCUUCUGCAGCCGAGAGGCUUUGAGGAAACGAGCAGCAGCGAGGAGGCAUCAUGUGAAAGAAGUUCAAUGGAAACGGACCGAAGGGCUGGAACAGCAGAGGAAUAGAAAGUAAAAGGGACGCCCUCCCCACGCCUCGCCGAGCUGCCAAUCAUCCGUCCCUCCUCGCAUCUUUCUGACUGAUAGUGAUGUGUCCUCACGCUGCUCGUGGAUAAAUGAUCACUAAUCAGCCCCCGAAGAUGAAGGACAACUCUGGUGUGAGCGGAAUGUCCGUGGAUGAGAAGACUGAAGACCCAAUGUAUGUGUAUGAGUCGACGGUUCAUUGUACCAAUAUCCUCCUCUGCCUUAAUGACCAGCGGAAGCAGGAUAUCCUGUGCGAUGUGACAGUCCUGGUGGAGGGCAAGGAGUUCCGAGGGCACCGGGCGGUCCUGGCUGCCUGCAGCGAGUAUUUUCUCCAGGCACUGGUUGGCCAAGCGGAGAAUGCAUUGGUGGUUAGCCUUCCUGAAGAGGUCACUGCCAGGGGAUUUGCCCCAUUGUUGCAGUUCGCCUACACUGCUAAGCUGUUACUCAGCAGGGAAAACAUUCAGGAGGUCAUCCGCUGUGCAGAAUUCCUGCGCAUGCACAACCUAGAGGACUCCUGCUUUCGCUUCCUGGAAGCUCAGCUCCGCAGAGAGGAAGACAGCCUCAUGCUUUGCCACAGGGGGGCGCCGGAGGCAAUCAACUCGGAGGAUGAGAGCAUGCAGUCAGAGAACGAAAGGCCGGCCUCCCCCAGGACGCAGCAUUGUGGCAACGCCUUCCCCUCUUUUCCUAACCCUGAGGAUGACAGGUUGUCCAGUAAUCUGACAGAUGGCAGGCUGGACUUUGAGCGACAUGGAGCAUCAGAUCUUCCACGAUGCCCAAAGUACAGAAAGUAUCAGUGGGCUUGUAAGAAGCACAAUAACGACACCUCCUCACACACCAGUACUUUAGGUUUUCCAAGCACAAUUAAGGAGAGCAGCAUCAGUGGGCUUGUGCCGGGUCAGGACAGGCUGCCUGUGACACAGAUAAAAGUUGAACCCAAGGGGGAGGAAGAGGCUAUUUCAUUGUGCCUGUCAGGAGAUGAGCAGGAUGCCAUGGACAAGGACAGUGUGACCGCCAUGGAAAUGGACAACCCUGCAUCUCUGGAAAGAACCAAGAGAACCAAGUCUCCUUCUUGCCUCCGAGCCUUCUUUAAGAAAGGAGUAGACCUUCCAAGUCUGUCCAACACAUCCCAGCAGCUAAUCACCAACAGACUGGUCUGCCCCCAGGACAAAGGAAACUCUCAGGGAGAUCACAACAAAGACUUAAGGCCUUUUCCUGGGGAGCUGGAUCUGUCUGCUACGUCCCCAAAGGAGGUGGAUGGUUUCCCUGCAGGGUUGUCUCUGAAGUCUGCUUCCUGUGAUGGCGUCUGCAGACAGGAAGCUGAACUAGACCGCCGUAGUGUCAUAUUCUCCUCAGGGGCCUCCAACCGCCUGGGAGCACCAGCACAUUCCUACCCCGGUGGGAACUCUUUGGAAAUGGAGCUCUCUGAUCAGGUGGCGAAAGGACUGUGGGCGGGAGCCUGCCAGUCCCUCCCAAACUCCCAGACGUAUUCUCCCAGCGCCGCUUCCUCUGAGCCCCCGGCCCUGUCCCGUCCACGGCCCAACACUAGCUGCCCAGUGCCAAUCAAAGUAUGCCCACGCUCGCCGCCUUGUGAGACACGCACCAGAACUUCCAGCUCCUGCUCGUCUUACUCCUACGCGGAGGACGGUAGCGGAGGCUCCCCCUGCAGCCUGCCCCAAUUCGAAUUCUCCUCCUCACCCUGCUCCAACGUUGCACGAUGCCUGAAUGUGGACCAGCAGGAGCAAAGUGUGGGAGGAGAUGCUCGCUUCAACCAGGUGCGACCCAAAAUCAAAUGUGAGCAGUCUUACGGAACCAAUUCAAGUGACGAGUCCGGCUCCUUCUCAGAGGGAGACAGCGAGUCCUGCAACGUCCAGGAUCGAGGGCCAGAGGUUAAGCUUCCUUUUCCUAUUGAUCAAAUCACAAAUCUUCCACGCAACGACUUCCAAAUGUUGGUAAAAAUGCACAAAUUGACGUCGGAGCAGCUUGAAUUCAUCCAUGAUGUGAGGCGACGGAGCAAGAACCGUAUCGCAGCGCAGCGCUGCCGCAAAAGGAAGCUGGACUGCAUCCUGAACCUGGAGUGUGAGAUCAGGAAACUGGUGUGUGAGAAGGAGAAGCUGCUGACAGAGAGGAACCAGCUGAAGGCCUGUAUGGGUGAACUGUGGGAGAACUUCUCCUGCCUGUCCCAGGAGGUGUGCCGGGACGUCCAGCUGAGCCCAGAGCAGGUCCAGUCCUUACACCACUACUGCCCCGUGCUGCGGACCCCCAACUCCACUGCCAGCAACAACACCGCCCACGAGUCCAGGACCCCCACCAUCAGCACCCCAGCCGCCACCAGCAUCGACCUCACCGGCCACUCCGGCUCCGCCACACCAGAACCCAGCUACGCCGACUCGCCGGGACCCUCGGAGAACGGACCCGAAGCCGCCGUCCGAAACGGGGCAGACAAGGACCCGGAUGGCUGUGAGACCAGCUUGUUCCCCACAUCAGAGUCUUUGGGGAAAUCCCACCAAACCGUGACGGUGGAUUUCUGCCAGGAAAUGACUGAGAAAUGUACGACCGACGAGCAGCCAAGGAAGGACUGUACCAAGUAGAGGUGGCUCUUUAUUCUGUUGUUUUGAAUGUUUUUUUUUGUAUUAUUUAAUUUUACUCCUCUGACAAACCCUUUCUCUGGGUUGUGAGAUGGUCAGCGUCUGCCAGUGUUCACUGAAAAACAAGCUUUGUAUUUAUGUCUUUUUGGGUCAGGUUUUUUUUUUCGUUUCUUUGAUGUUUUCUUGAAACGGUUGACACUAAAAUUGUCUUAACAGCAGCAAUACUGUUCUGCAGGCAUUCUCCUCUAACCCUGACAGAGUGGGAACCUCUCUCCAAACUCUUACAAUGGUGCUAUACCCACCGGCAGGAGGGACUGCCGUCCACGUGUCACACAUCGCAACUUCAAGUUGAGCCUCAUCGGACCUAAGCAGAAGCCCUCUUUUUCUACAAACAGAAUCUCCGUUUCUGCCUUUCUCUCUCGUCUUUUUACCACUCUGUCGUUACUCGGUGUUUUCACACACAGACUGAGGGUUUCUAGAGAUGUUAAACACAAAUGUGUGCAGAAUAACCCGGAACUUCUCAGGUUAGCAGUGCAGCUACCUGCUACCUACUUGAGCAAAUCCUCUUCAACUUAGUGUCCAAAAAAAUAACCAUCAUUUCUAAUAAUGUUAGAUGAGAUCAAUUCUAUUCAGUUUAUUUCUAUAGCACCAAUUCACAUCAUGUCAUCUCAAGGCACUUUCCAGCUCACCAGAUCAUCCAGUCAGAUUGAUUCAGUUUUCUAUCUAAGGAA